Molecule: messenger RNA, 1326 nt
Organism: Impatiens glandulifera
Lineage: Eukaryota; Viridiplantae; Streptophyta; Magnoliopsida; Ericales; Balsaminaceae
Product: zinc finger protein 4-like
Exons: 2
Coding region: 441-1082 (213 amino acids)
Source: RefSeq, a predicted model, not a curated record
GGAAAACCAUCAUCUCUCUCUCUCUCCUCAGACAACAAACAAAACAAAAAUCAUGAACAGGGUUUUUGUUUAAUUUUACAUUUCAUCAAAGCACAGUUGAAAUUCCUAAAAUUCAACCAUCAAUUUAGAAGAAGAGCUUUCUGGUUCCCCACCUUUCCUGCCUCUUGCCAGACCUGACGUAGUACUUCCCUUUCUCUCUCUCUCUCUCUCUCUCUCUCUCUCUCUCUCUCUCUCUCUUUACUUAUUACAGUCUUCAUUGAUCUGAUCUUAUCUGCAUCCAUUUUCCAAUCUCUGCCUCUCCACGUUUGGCAAAAACUAGAUUACCCCUUUUAACUUGUCUUUUCUUCCAAUCUUCAUCAGUCUACUGUACAACAACAAUAAGAAGAAAGAGAAAACACCUUUAAGAACUAAUCAAGCCAGUGAAACAUCAAAAACUCGGUAUGAAGCUAAUACCAGACAUAAACAACAAUUUAGAUUCAGAAGAUGAAUCCGAAGUCAUCAGCACCCAAAUUGCAGCUUCCUCAAAACAAAGCACUUCAAGUUCUUGCAUUAUUUCCAAUCAUAAUUUCCCUCUUACCCUUGAUCUAACACUUCAAUUCGAUGGCCCAAAGAAACUCGAAGAAUCAGCUCCUCGUCCUGCGAUCACAAGGGUAUUUUCGUGUAACUAUUGUAGGCGAAAGUUUUAUAGUUCACAAGCUCUCGGGGGACACCAAAACGCUCAUAAGAGAGAAAGGACAAUUGCGAAAAGGGCGAUGAGAAUGGGAAUGUGGUCGGAUCGGUAUGCCAGCCUAGCGUCUCUUCCGCUACAUGGGUCCGCUUUCCGAUCACUUGGGAUCGAGGCACAUGCCUCGAACCACCAUGAAAGGGCGGUGCAAGUUAAUUCGAGUGCUAGAGGUGGGGCUAAGUUCGAACAAAGCUAUCCCGGUUUGCCUAUAUUCAUGGAAGAUCAUGAUGAGACCGGUUUGUUUUGGCCUGGAAGUUUUCAUCGGACGAGACAUGUGGGAUUCGUUGGAGAUGUGGGGAAUCAAACGGUGCAACCUUCGACAGAUUCUUCGAUACCAGACCUUACUUUAAAACUUUGAGGCUUUAGAUUUGGACAUCUGACUAAACUGUAUGGUAGGUAAUGUUCUUUCAAAAUUUGAAUAGUAUGUUCUUAAAACUAUGAGCUUUAAUUAACUACUCCUUUCUUCUUCUCUUUUGGUGUCCUAUGAUUUGAAUUUUGAACAUUAUGCUGCUUAAAUUUGCUAAUGAUUGUAUGUAUAGUGAGGAAACAAUUACUUUAUUUAAAUAAGCAAAUGUUAUAUGACAUUUUUAUUCUUAUCUUUA